CUAUUUUUGUAAGUCACAUGUACAUUUUUGCGUGUUACUUGAUUCACAUAGUACGUGAAUAAAACGUGUAAUUGAACCUCGUUUAAUGAUCGAAAUAUUUGUUUGUUCGAAGCACAGUAAUCCUAGGAAAAAACGCAAAGAAAUUUUUUAUAGGGUAUCGUAUUAUCAAAUGAUUACACAUUGGUAUUUGCGUACAUUAGUCAAGCAAUACAUUCAUACUCAAUAUUGUUUCUAUAAAAAAAUGACUUCUUUGCUGGUUCCUCCGGAAUCAAUACGAGGAAUGACAUGUUUAGAUCGUACUGCAUUCACAGUCACAGUGGAAUUACCAUUUUUAAAAAUUUGUGGUACAACGCUGAAACUAUUCAUGAUGGAGACUGUCUGUACUGCUGGUUUGAUUAUAAUAGGAGAUGAAAUUUUACGUGGCCAAGUUAUAGAUACAAAUACAUCAUAUCUGGCAAAGAGAUUGCGAGCUUCUGGCAUUAAACUUCGAAAAAUAACAGUGAUUCCUGAUAUUGUAGAUGAAAUCGCAAAGACCGUACUUGAGGCAUCUAAAGAAUAUUCUGUUGUAUUUACAUCUGGUGGUGUUGGGCCUACACACGACGAUGUAACAUACGAAGCUGUUGCCAAAGGUCUAGGUUUACAGCUUGAACAACACGAAGAAUUAGUUGAUAUUUGUGUAAAUCUUUUUCCCAACAAUAAAGAAGCUUUGCGUCUUAGUAUUGUACCAAAACCCUGUGAGCUUAUUCCUGUUUAUUCACCAAAAAAAUUUGCUAUUGUAAAAGCAAAGAACGUGUACAUAUUACCAGGCUCUCCAAAAUAUUUUGAACUUGCUGUUGAUAUGAUCAUACCUCAAUUAAAAGGAAAUACACCUUUGCAUUUCGAAGAAAUAGAUGUUAAUUUAAAUGAAUUAUCAUUAGUUAGAAUUUUGAAUGAACAUGCAGAAUAUUGGAAAGACAGAGUUAAUAUUGGUAGUUAUCCACAAAUAACACCCGAAUGCUUUACGAGAGUUACGUUGGAAGGGAAGAAAGAAGAUGUUCUGGAAGCAAAAGGCAAACUUCUAUAUUCAUUGCCAAUUCAAAAAAUUCGGAAUCUAAAAAAUGGAUUUAGCUAUUAUCACGUGAAACCUGUUCUUGAAGAUACUGAAAAUGAAGUGCAUAUAAAAUAUACCAUGGAUGUUUUGCAACAAUGUUAUAAAACAUAUAAACCAGAAGAGAUUUUUAUAAGUUUUAAUGGAGGGAAGGAUUGCACAGUGGUUUUACAUCUAACUGCCUGCAUCGCGAAGUUACAAAAUAUUUCCUCAUUAUUAUGUUUAUAUGUGACGGCGGAACCAUUUCCAGAAGUGGAUUCGUUUGUAGAAAGGGCGGCUCAGUACUAUGGUUUAAAGCUAAUAAAAAAGAAAUGUCCUAUGCGGCAGGCGUUAUGUUCAUUAUUGAAUGAGAAAGCGAAUUUAAAAGCAAGUCUCAUGGGAAUGAGAAAAGGUGAUCCUGGUGCGGAAUAUCUAGAAGCUUUCACACCAACUGAUCCAAGUUGGCCGAAUUUAAUUCGUGUGAAUCCUAUCUUAAAUUGGUCGUACGACCAAGUAUGGAAAUUUUUGUUAAAACAUAAUGUACCGUAUUGUCCGUUAUAUGAUGAAGGAUAUACGAGUUUAGGGACGAAGUCAACAACAGUACCAAAUCCACGAUUGAAAGAUCCUAAUAAUUCAUCGUUAUAUCGGCCAGCAUAUACUUUAACUGAUGAGUCUGCAGAAAGACAAGGCAGAGUAUAAUUAUUAUUAAAAGAAAAAAAAAAAGAGAAACAUAGUAAAAAAUCUUACAAUAUUUUUGCAUACUUUAUGCUAAUGCUUGAAGACUCAUUGCAACUUACUGUAAAAAAGACAAAAGAUAUUUUACAUCUUUCAUCUAAUAUGAGAUAUUUUAAUCUACUAGAAUCUUUUUAUCAUAUAUUUUUAGAAACAUACAAUUUCUAAAUUAAGUAUUUCUAAUUGUAAUCUUUUAAUUGUAAUAUAGCAAGUGUUCUUACGAAAGUAUUAGAAUGUAAUUAAAUUGAUCAUUUAAUUACGAUCAUGAUGGUGCAAUUAUUGUGUAUUAUCGGUGAAAAUGUAUUAGUACGUAAGAAAGUAAACAAUAAAGCAAAAGCUUGAUUUUAAAUUAC
This is a messenger RNA of Frieseomelitta varia, 2151 nucleotides long. Its product is annotated as FAD synthase-like. Gene Ontology annotation, biological process: FAD biosynthetic process. The transcript is spliced from 7 exons. The coding region runs from base 86 to 1765 and encodes 559 amino acids. Gene Ontology annotation, molecular function: FMN adenylyltransferase activity. The record is from RefSeq and is a predicted model, not a curated record. NCBI's taxonomy places the organism in Eukaryota, Metazoa, Arthropoda, Insecta, Hymenoptera, Apidae.